Molecule: messenger RNA, 1950 nt
Organism: Pipistrellus kuhlii (Kuhl's pipistrelle)
Lineage: Eukaryota; Metazoa; Chordata; Mammalia; Chiroptera; Vespertilionidae
Gene: CLEC18C
Product: C-type lectin domain family 18 member C
Exons: 13
Coding region: 227-1582 (451 amino acids)
Molecular function (GO): polysaccharide binding
Source: RefSeq, a predicted model, not a curated record
UUAAUCCGCAGCCCUGGAAUGUCCGUGGGCCAAUCAGCAAGGCCCGCAAGGGCACCCGAGGCUGUGAGGACCCUGCAAUGAUUAGCAGGGGCCACGGGGUCAGUGCACACCGCCUGGCUGCCCAGCCUGACUCCUCGAGAUUGUGAAUAGCUCCGUCCAGCCUGGGAAGCGAGAGCCGGACGCUGGUCGGCGGAGCCAGGCUGCUCCCAGAUCGCCCUGCAGACCCAUGCUGUGGCUGGAGCCCUCCUCCGGGCUGGGGGGCCGCGGGCCUGGCCUCCUGCCCGUGCUCCUGGCUCUGCUUAGCGUGGCCUGGGCAGAGGUGCGGCCGCUCCAGCUGCGGGAGGAGCAGGCGCCAAUGCCCGGAGCCCUGAGCAGGAAGGAGGGUUUCCUGCUCCUCUCCCUGCACAACCGCCUGCGCAGCCGGGUGCACCCCCCUGCGGCCAACAUGCAGAGACUGGACUGGAGUGAGAGCCUCGCCCGACAGGCUCAGGCCAGGGCAGCCCUCUGUGGCGUCCCAACCUCAAGCCGGGCGCCCACGCAGGCGGCCACUUCACAGGUGGGCUGGAACGUGCAGCUGCUGCCCGUGGGCGUGGCGCCCUUCGUCCACGUGGUGGGCCUGUGGUUUGCGGAAGGCCAGCGGUACAGCCACGAGGCGGCUGGGUGUGCCCUCAACGCCACCUGCAGCCACUACACUCAGCUCGUGUGGGCCACCUCGAGCCAGCUGGGCUGUGGGCGUCAUCCCUGCUCUGGGGACCAGGCCGGGAUGGAAGCCUUUGUCUGUGCCUACUUUCCUGGAGGCAACUGGGAGGUCAACGGGCAGCCAAUCGUCCCCUACAAGAAGGGCGCCUGGUGUUCGCUCUGCACGGCCAGCGUCUCGGGCUGCUUCAAGGCCUGGGACCACGCAGGCGGGCUCUGUGAGGUCCCCAGGAACCCCUGUCGCAUGAGCUGCCGGAACCACGGACAGCUCAACGUCAGCACCUGCCGCUGCCUCUGCCCCCCUGGCUACACGGGCAGAUUCUGCCAAGUGCGGUGCAGCAUGCAGUGCGUGCAUGGCCGGUUCCGGGAAGAGGAGUGCUCCUGUGUCUGUGACGUCGGCUACGGGGGAGCCCAAUGUGCCACCAAGGUGCACUUUCCCUUCCACACCUGUGACCUGAGGAUCGACGGAGACUGCUUCAUGGUGUCUCCAGAGGCGGACACCUAUUACGGAGCCAAGAUGAAAUGCCAGGGGAAGGGCGGGGUGCUCGCCCAGAUCGAGAGCCAGAAGGUACAGGACAUCCUUGCCUUCUACCUGGGCCGCCUGGAGACCACCAACGAGGUGACCGACAGCGACUUUGAGACCAGGAACUUCUGGAUCGGGCUCACCUACAAGACCGCCAAGGACGCCUUCCGCUGGGCCACCGGGGAGCACCAGGCCUUCACCAGCUUUGCCUUUGGGCAGCCUGACAACCAGGGGUUCGGCAACUGCGUGGAGCUGCAGGCCUCGGCCGCCUUCAACUGGAACGACCAGCGCUGCAAAACCCGCAACCGCUACAUCUGCCGGUUCGCUCAGGAGCACAUUUCCCGGUGGGACCCAGGGCCCUGAGAUGUUCGCCAGGCCUCUCCCCUGCCACUGCCUGGAGGUGCACCAGCCCCGCCCACCUGCCUGCCUGCCUGCCUGCCUGCCUGGAACCCGGCCAGGCCAGGACCUCAAUCCCAAUACCCAAAGAGGUCUCAGACCUUGCAGGAAGUGGGGCAGGGCCAACAGGAAGCCUGGCAUAGGGAGAGGGGAGGGAGGCCCCCAGCCUGCUGUUGAUUGGGGAGAUGGGCCUUACUCAGGUGCUGAAACCAGAGCCCCAGAGAGGGGUCCGACGAGCCCACGCUUCUCCAUCUGGGCUGGACCCUAUGGGGCAGGCGGAGGUUCCUCGCUGCCCGGAAUGCACCUCACCAGAGAUUAAACUAAGUUAUGAAACA